Molecule: messenger RNA, 771 nt
Organism: Triticum dicoccoides
Lineage: Eukaryota; Viridiplantae; Streptophyta; Magnoliopsida; Poales; Poaceae
Product: pectinesterase inhibitor 12-like
Exons: 4
Coding region: 1-771 (256 amino acids)
Molecular function (GO): enzyme inhibitor activity
Source: RefSeq, a predicted model, not a curated record
AUGGCGAUGCGUCCCCAGGUUGCUUUACUCCUCGCCCUCAUCCUCCUUGCGGCUGGAGACGGCAGCCUCGCCGCCCGCACUCCGUCCGCGAUCAUCAGAAAGACAUGCGCCGCUCUCGACCAACCCGGCAGUUCCGUGGAUUACGACUACUGCGUGGGCGCGCUCUCGGCCGACCCGACGGGCGCGUCCGCCAAGGACGCACGUCAGCUCGCCGUCGUCGCCACCAACCUCACCGUGGCCAACAUCACGUCAACGGUGCUCGUCCUCGAGGACCUCGUCAAUAGCCUCAGCGACUGCCUCCGCAUCUACAGGGAAAUGAACAGGCCCCUGGAGGCCGCGCUCGGUGACCUCCGUGCCGGGCAUGUUGGAGCAGCGAACGAGAAACUGAGUCAUGUCUUCGGAGAGCCCGAGCACUACGACAUGCUCUUGUUCGCGGGGAGCGCCCACAAGAACCCGAUAAGAAACGGAAAUGUUAACGCCCACACGUGUGGGCGUUCACCACUCCGUCCACAUGCAAGCAUCGCCGUUGAAUGGCUCGUGGCGAUCAUCAAAGUGAUGAUGACGAUUUCAUGGAUCCACCUCAACAAGAAGAAACGUAUUCGCAACAGAGCCUCCCAGGAACGUCUGACCGUGUUGAUUGACAAAUUCACUAAUGAUCAAAAGGGAGCUGCUGCUGAGAUGGGUAUGCAGGUUCUGAUGGAUGUUUGGUGUACGAACCUUGUCAACCCGGGUGAAGAAGACUACUACGCGCGGGGCCAAGCAUAUCAGUAG